UUAUUUCCUUGUUUGUUUGUUUCCAUUAUAAUUUAUCUGAUGUUCCUGUGCAUUAGGAGAUGACUGAAAAUGGCAAUCACCAGCUGUUGGUCAAGGCCCGAUUCCAGUUUAAGCAGACCAAUGAAGACGAGCUGUCAAUCAUAGGCGACAUCAUUUACGUCACCCGGGUCGAGGAAGGAGGAUGGGAGGGGACCCUUAAUGAAACAGGCUGGUUCCCCAGUAACUAUGUCAGAGAAAUUAAAUCUACUGAUAAACCACUUUCUCCAAAAGCUUUGAAAGUUGAAAGCCCUCAGCUCACCAAAAAUUACUAUGCCGUGGUACUUCAGAAUAUCCUGGAAACCGAACGAGACUAUGCCAAGGAGCUUCAGGUGCUUCUGGGAACGUACUUGAGACCUCUCCAGUCCUAUGACAAGCUGAGUGCCAUGGAUAUUGCAUCUUUACUUGGAAAUGUGGAUGAAAUCUGCACCUUUCAGCAAACUCUCAACCAGGUGCUGGAAGAAUGUGCUCAGCUCCCAGAGCACCAGCAAAAAGUGGGGAGUUGCUUCAUAAGCCUGAUGCCCCAGUUCAGGUCUCUGUACCUCACCUAUUGCGCUAACCAUCCUUCUGCAGUCAAGUUGACUCAGCACAGUGAUGAGCUGGAGAAGUUCAUGGAGAUUCAGGGAGCCCCUUGCCCAGGGAUACUGACCUUAACCACAAACCUCAGCAAACCAUUCACACGACUGGAGAAAUACAUCAUCCUUCUGCAAGAGCUUGAGCGGCACAUGGAGGAAGCUCAUCCAGACCACGAAGAUGUCUUGAGAGCAAUCACACCUCCUUCAAGUCUUGUGUCCCAGUGUCAGGAGAUGAGGAAGAGGAAACAGCUUGAGCUCCAGAUCCUGUCAGAGGCCAUCCAGGGAUGGGAGGGCGAAGACAUAAGAUCAAUGGGCAACGUCCUGUAUAUGUCACAAGCCUUGGUCCAGUAUGGAGGGAGAAAAGAAGAGAGAUACCUCAUGUUGUUUUCUAUGCCCCUGCUGAUUCUCUCUGCCAGUCCUCGGAUGAGCGGAUUAUGUAUCAAGUGACAGGGAAAGCUCCCUUUAAUAGGUAUGAUUGUCACAAAAUUAGAAGAUGUGGAAGUCAAUGAACAUGCUUUUGAAAUUUCAGGGAGCCUGGUCGACCGGAUUACAGUGCAUUGCAACAGCAGCCAGGAUCUGCACGACUGGCUUGACCAUUUGCACAGGCUCACCAGGGGGACGGUUCAAUGUUCCAGUCUGUGAAUGUUUUUCGGAAGCCAAACAUCCGACGCGGCUUCCAUGGCUUCCGAACGAACUUUCAGCUCUACUGGACAAGCCCGUGGCCCGUUGGAGCCGCCCAAAAUCCUUAAGCCCUGGACCUUAAGUUGCCUCCGCCCAGCACCUCCCCUCCGGCCAUCGGUGGCACUCAGCUACAAAGAGAGGAUGACUUACAUUUUAAAGGAAUCAAGCAAGAGCCCAAAGACAAUGAAGAAGUUCCUUCCAAAAAGGAAAGACAGGAAAACAUCUGAUGAGGAAUUUGUCAUUAGAAAAAGUACUGCUGCCUUGGAAGAAGAUGCACAGAUCCUUAAAGUGAUUGAGGCCUAUUGCACAGGCGCCAGCUUCCAGCAAACCCUCAGCUCAGGUUCCCGUAAAGAUUCCGUCCCCCAGGUCCUGCUUCCGGAAGAAGAGAAAAUCAUCUUUGAGGAAACAAGAAGCAACGGGCAGACAAUCACAGAGGAGAAGAGUCUGGUGGACACCGUCUAUGCACUGAAGGACGAGGUCAAGGAACUUAGACAGGAGAACAAAAAGAUGAAACAGUGUUUGGAGGAAGAGCUGAAGUCCAGGAAAGAUCUAGAGAAGUUGGUUUGGAGGUUACUGAAGCAAACAGAUGAGUGUGUCAGGGAAGACGCUGGGCGGAGGUCCUCCGUGCUCGCCUGAUUUCUUAACCCUGCUCACACGGGGCGCUUAGCUCACAACAUCAGGUAUUCCCUGGAACUGAGGGGUUUGGUUCCCCUUACUCAUCAUAUUGGACUUUGUGUUCUGCUUUUGUU
Molecule: messenger RNA, 2041 nt
Organism: Lacerta agilis (Sand lizard)
Lineage: Eukaryota; Metazoa; Chordata; Lepidosauria; Squamata; Lacertidae
Product: rho guanine nucleotide exchange factor 6-like
Molecular function (GO): protein binding; guanyl-nucleotide exchange factor activity
Source: RefSeq, a predicted model, not a curated record